Molecule: messenger RNA, 2746 nt
Organism: Lampris incognitus (smalleye Pacific opah)
Lineage: Eukaryota; Metazoa; Chordata; Actinopteri; Lampriformes; Lampridae
Gene: lpar6a
Product: lysophosphatidic acid receptor 6a
Exons: 1
Coding region: 913-2037 (374 amino acids)
Biological process (GO): positive regulation of Rho protein signal transduction; phospholipase C-activating G protein-coupled receptor signaling pathway
Cellular component (GO): membrane
Molecular function (GO): lysophosphatidic acid receptor activity
Source: RefSeq, a predicted model, not a curated record
GGUAAAGAGUUCAACGACGGACCCCCCCCCCCCUUCACCCUUCACCCCGAAGCAUUCAGACGCGCGUUUAACGGUGGGCGAAAGCGGAUAGUGUAUUUUACACGGGAGGGGAGGGGAGGAGCAGAAAGUCUCCCGACACACCGGCGGAGGGAGCCCAGCCGCGACAAUCCAGCCCCCCCGGUUCUGCCGGAGACGAGCUGAGCCGCUGCACUUGCUCACACCUUGCGACCGACGACGACCCCCCGCAACAACCCCCGCGGCUACGACGGGGGACGGAGACCGCGCUACGUUUUCCCCAGAGAAGCAAAAGACGGACAACAGCGGCGGCGGCAGCAGCAGCAGCAGCCCACUAUCGGCUGCUUUUCUUCUUCUUCUUCUUCUUUUGAACAAUUAAGAAUUCUCCCUCGCGGAUCGGGACCGUUAGUCCUCCGGUCAUUCGACUCCGCCACCUACGGAUGUGGACCUCGUUUUAAAAGAAAGAAGAAGAAGAGAAGAUUUGUUUCGUAUGGCUAUACAGUUAAGUGACCGUUGUUUUCCGCAACUUGUAAGGGUGUAGGGUGGUCGUACAGGGGGAGGGGAGAAGACGCCAGCCUGGUUUUCUGCCCCCCUUGGGAAGGGGUUGUUUUGGACAUGAGGGUAACGUCAGCCGCACAUCUCGGCAGCCGUGCGUCCGUAAUGGAGAGGAGAGACAAGUCGGCCGGCCCUCGCUCCCAUGGACAGCGGUGCUAAGAGGGGGAACCUCGGUGUCGACGAUGACGAAGUGCGUUGCCGCCUUGGAGGGUCUCCUGUAGCGGGGCUGCUUUGUGCGUCACUCGCCAGUCACGGUGAAUUCAGAGUUGAGGGGCAAACUUUUCACUGCAUAACCGUUACAAAACAGACGCCCCCUUCUCCGCUGUGUCGUGUCUCCGUAAGAUGUACAACGUUACCCCUCCAACGGACAGUCUCACCCUGCGAUGGGGGAGCAGUAUCACCCCGCUGGAAGGCAACAUCAGCCACACGGAGAGCUCCAACUGCACUAAGAACGACGAAUUCAAGUAUCCGCUGUACAGCGCAGUGUUCAGCAUUGUGUUUGUGGUAGGCCUGGUCACCAAUGUCGCCGCCAUGUACAUAUUCACCUGCUCCCUGAAGCUGAAGAACGAAACCACCACGUACAUGAUGAACCUCGUGGUGUCUGACCUGCUGUUUGUCUUGACGCUGCCACUGAGGGUCUUCUACUUCAACAACCGGAACUGGCCUUUUGGGGGGGUGCUCUGCAAGCUCUCCGUCUCGCUCUUCUACACCAACAUGUAUGGCAGCAUACUUUUCCUCACCUGCAUCAGCGUGGACCGUUUCCUGGCCAUCGUGCACCCUUUGCGCUCGAGGACAUUGAGGACCAAACGCAACGCCAAGAUCGUGUGCGCCGCUGUAUGGGUGCUGGUGUUGGCCGGGAGUCUGCUGGCGGGAUUUAAGCUGAAAACCACCUCGCCUCAGAACAACCGCAGCCAAGCCACGUUCUGCUUUGAGAACUUUUCCUCCAACCAGUGGAAGUCUCACCUUUCCAAAGCAGUGAUCUUCAUAGAGACAGUGGGCUUUGUCAUUCCCCUGCUCCUCAACAUGUUCUGCUCCGUCAUGGUGCUGCAGACCCUUCGGCGUCCCCAGACCACCGGCCACGGGGAGAAGCUGAAAAAAACGAAGAUCCUACGCAUGAUCAUAGUGCACCUUUCCAUUUUCUGUUUCUGCUUCAUCCCGUAUAAUGUAAACUUGAUUUUCUAUGCUCUGGUCCGCACCAACACCCUCAAGGGCUGCUUUGUGGAAUCUGUUGUUCGAACCAUUUUCCCCAUAGCCCUCUGCAUUGCUGUGUCAAACUGCUGUUUUGAUCCCAUUGUAUACUACUUCACCUCUGAGACCAUUCAGAACUCCAUCAAACGCAAGUCUCAGGUCAGCCGGUCCUACGAGACUAAGUUCUUCGAGGCCCUGCAGGUGGAGAGCAGUGCUAACCUUCAGUGCAGCCUGAGGAAUCUGAAAGCUAAAGGUUUUCACAACGAGUCUACUGUCUGACUGUGGUAUUUGCUAUCGCUACACACAGGGUAUUAAAAUGCAUACUUCCAUAGUGGAGCAGACAUCCAGGAGACAGAGGAAGUAGUGUUAUUUCAGUGCUUUGUGAAGCACCCGCCAAAGAAGUAUUAUGAAUCGGUCUCCAUCUCAGGGCAAAUGCAUGGUCUUCCCUCUGAUCCUGCUUUGCAUUAUAUCGUGUUAUCCAACUCUGUUGACAUUUGUGGAUUCAGUUUUACCACUCACUAAUAGUUCUAGCCUGUGGAAUAUAGUUGCGUUUUGCACAAUUAUUGUGCCAGUGAACUGGACUAUAGACUGGUCAUUCAGGUGUGGGACUGCUAUUAUAUUGAGUGCUACAUAUGUCAAUACAUAUGUAGGCCUACAUGUUGUGGUGCUAACUCUAGAGUAGUAUCUAUUAAAUUAACGUUAACAUCAGCCUAUAGAUUACUUAAGACAUUGGGUUUGUUUUUUAUAUUACAAAUGAAACAGGUAACACGUUUUUUUGUUGUUGUUUUUGUUGGUUUUUUGUUCUGGGGGCAUAUUGUUGUAGACCCUAUGUCUUUAUUUGCGUUGAAAUGCACUGACAGAAAAUAAAAUACUGCACUCAUGCCACAGUAAUGAAUAAAAUCAUGUACUGUCUAAAACAACUGGAAUCAAUGGGAAACUGUUGGUAAAUUAAGGGGAGGAUUUUUUUUUUUAAUAAGUGAUAGAAAUG